This is a messenger RNA of Sorghum bicolor (sorghum), 3360 nucleotides long. RefSeq lists its product as uncharacterized. The transcript is spliced from 3 exons. NCBI's taxonomy places the organism in Eukaryota, Viridiplantae, Streptophyta, Magnoliopsida, Poales, Poaceae. Bases 851 to 1822 code for a protein of 323 amino acids. The record is from RefSeq and is a predicted model, not a curated record.
CCGAAGCACCCGGCCGCGCCCAUGCCCGCCGGCCGCUGUUCCACGCCGUCCUCCCGGUGAGGUCUCGACUGCGGACUCCCAGCUGUCCGUGCGAUUCCGACGCUCGCCAUCACUACCUUCCUUGCAGAGGGCAUUGGCUGCGCGUCUGGCGUCUGCGUGCCUCCCGCCCGUCUCCUGCAAGCUGCGGCAGGGUCUCCAGCCGGCCAGCUGCGGCCAGUGCCCAGAUCACCAGGCGAUAGGAGAGGGGUCGCAGGCUCACGGCUGCCCCUUGUUCCCUUCUGCCGCUGAGAGUCAGAGUUCAAGAUUCAAGCAGGUAAGCCUAGGCUCACUUGCGGAUCUGCCUGCACCGCGUCAUCUCGCCACUGCAUCGACUCGCCACAGCUUCACUAGCAUGACUCUAUUGUCACCCUAGGUAUAACCUCUGUUCUUGUAUCGUUGUCAUAGAUCGGUGUAGCCCAGUUAUGCGUCUCCCAUUCGAAAGAGAUACAGUUAGAGAUAUGCAGAUCUUUGCAUAUGUAUAACUGUAUCUGUUCGAAUUGUCCAUGUUUUUUGGACAGCCCGUGGAUGCGUAGAUGGGUUAGUUUCUAUGUUUUGCUCCGAUUGGAGACAGAGUUUCGGCAUCACCAACCUGUUGUUCUCUGGAUACACACUCUCCAUUUCAGGACGUGUAUCGGGAGAACAGCGGGGAGGUGCUGCCGAAAUUCUGUCUCGAAUUGGAGUAGAGCAUAGAAACUAACCUCGUCUACGUAUUCACGUGUGGGAUUAGGACCUAUCCUCACCUAUUAGGUAGUAGGAACACCAUUUAGCAGUCGAUGAUGGUUACAUUAUUUGUUGGUAUAAAUGUUAGAGGAUGGAUAACCGUGAGUGGAUGUACACGGGCCGCAGAAGUCAGAGUGAUUUCACCACUGAAUGGAUGAUGAAGACCAAUGAUUUCUUAGAACUAGCAUUUGGCGAGUGUGCUAAAGGAGCGAUUCUAGUUUUAUGUCCCUACAAUAUAUGUGCAAACAGAAAAAUGAAAAACAAGGUGGACAUGGGUAAACAUAUUUUGAAGAAUGGGUUCGUGCCGAACUAUACUCGGUGGGUGUACCAUGGUGAAGCCCAUCGCCUUAGAGAGGAGGUGGUGAGACCCCGCGUGGAGCAUUUUGAUGCUGAUGCAGGGGUAGCAGACAUGUUAGAUGACUUUCAUGAAGCUCAGUACGCCGAAGGACGUACUGAGGUAGAGAUGGAGGCAACUACAAAGGCGUUCUACGAGAUGAUGUCUUCUGCACAGAAAUCCCUUCAUGAGCACACAACGGUUUCUCAACUAGAUGCCAUUGGACGCUUAAUGGGGUUCAAGUCUGAGUGUAGCAUGAGUCGAGAACACUUCGACGGUUUGCUUACCGUGAUUGGUAGCCUCCUGCCUGAUGGCCACAUUCUCCCAAAGAGCAUGUACGAUUCACAGAAACUCCUUCGUGCACUCAAGAUGCCAUAUGAUCAGAUACAUGCUUGUCCGAAGAGGUGCAUUUUAUUUAGGAAAGAACACAAGGAUGCAAAAUACUGUGCAAAGUGUAAAUCCUCUAGGUACUUGGAGGUAGACUCUGGUGAUGUCCAGAAUAGACAACUUUCGAUCCGUGUGAAAAUCCUGAGGUUCUUUCCAUGCAUACCGAGGCUUCAACGGAUGUACAUGACCGAGGAAUUGGCGAGCAUAUGUCAUGGCACAAGAAUGGCAAACGUUACAAUCCUGAUAAGCCGGUACAUCCGUCUGAUGGUGAAGCAUGGACCCACUUUGAUGGCAUUCACCAUGACAAAGCUAAAGAGCCUCGUAAUGUACGUGUUGCGCUAGCGACAGAUGGGUUCAAUCUUUAUGGAUUGAUGGCUGCCCCAUACACAUGUUGGCCCAUGUUCGUUAUCCCCCUUAAUCUCCCCCCAGGCCUAUGCUUUCAAAGACAGAACAUAUUCUUGUCACUGAUAAUUCCUAGACAUCCGGGGAGUAAUAUGGGUGUGUACAUGGAGCCUCUGAUUGAUGAAUUGGUUAGUGCUUGGGAGGAAGGCGUAUGGACAUACGACCGUGCAACAAAGACAAGCUUCAAGAUGCACGUUUGGUACCACUACUCCCUGCAUGAUUUCUUGGCCUAUGGGAUAUUUUGUGCCUGGUGUGUUUACGGGAAGUUCCCAUGCCCAAUAUGCAAGGAACAUCUGAGGUUCAUUUGGUUGCAGAAGGGUGGCAAAUAUUCAUCGUUUGACAAACAUCGUCAAUUCCUCCCUCUUGACCAUCCAUUUAGACAAGACAUCAAAAACUUUACGAAAGGUGUCGUUGUGAAAGACCCUCCACCGCAGAUGAUGCUUGGUGCUGAGGUUCAUGCUAAGAUAGAUGCUCUCAUUCCCAAUGAACAAGGCAGUUGCGUUGUAUCAUGCUAUAUGUCUUGAAUAACCUUGACGAGGUGGCGCCAUACAUUGGGUAAGGUUCCAACGAACUUGUUUCAAUAAGUCAUCUCUAUUCGUCGUCCAACCCCUUGUUUCACGUUGGUAUAGGGAAUUUCUUCAUCACUUCUGGAAUCAUUCAAGGGAUCCUACCCCGUAGGAAGCUGAUACCCUUCUUUCAAAGGGUGCGGGAGCAGGGCGGCCUGAUUUUAUUUCCUGGUUCAAAAACAAGGUACUUUCCAAUUUAGCUAGUACUUGGUUUGACUUUCCAAGAUGCUUGUAAGUUCGAAUAUCAUAAUGAUAUAUCCUGCUCGACCUUGUAGGCCCAAACUGAUGCGUCUAUCAGUGGUCAGUUGAGACAAGUUGCGAACGGCUGUGCCUAUAGGGUCAAGUCAUUUACUGGUUAUGACGUGAAUAGAUAUCGCUUCCACACAGCAUCACACGAGCAGAGUCGGCCCAAUCGAAUAUUAUGGUAAUGUUGUAGGCCCAGGUCCAGGCUUUAGAGGCCCAGCGGGAGGCCGAUCGACAGAGGAUAGAGGCUAUGGAGGUCCAGCGUGUGGCGGAGCAGCAUCGACAGCAACAGCAGAUGGCAGAGAUUCUCCAGUACAUGCAAUCUCUUGGGCAACAUACGGGUUUAGCUGCGCCACCUUCACUAUUCGCUAUUCCUCCACCUCCACCUCCACCUCCCGCACACGGUACUCCUCCUCCAUUCGCCGGUUCGAAUAAUUCAGGUCAUCGUACAACACAGUCGCAGUGGGGACCUUGGGGAGCUGGGUAGUUCUGUUUGCAUGUGUUUGUUCGGUUGGUGAUGAACUUGCGAUGCACUUGUGUUACUUAUUUGGACUUGUGAUGGACUUGUCAAUUUGUUUAGAUGGACUUGUAAUGAACUUGUGGAUUUGUACCUAUGGAUUUGUUUAAAUGUGACAUUUAUGUGAUGUGCAUGAUAUAUUUUGUUUGUGA